Molecule: messenger RNA, 2069 nt
Organism: Gorilla gorilla gorilla (western lowland gorilla)
Lineage: Eukaryota; Metazoa; Chordata; Mammalia; Primates; Hominidae
Gene: ZGPAT
Product: zinc finger CCCH-type and G-patch domain containing
Exons: 7
Coding region: 191-1846 (551 amino acids)
Biological process (GO): negative regulation of transcription by RNA polymerase II
Cellular component (GO): nucleus
Molecular function (GO): RNA polymerase II cis-regulatory region sequence-specific DNA binding; metal ion binding; DNA-binding transcription repressor activity, RNA polymerase II-specific
Source: RefSeq, a predicted model, not a curated record
GCCCUCCCCCGAGGUUUCGCUCCCACGCUUCACGCGCGCGGAACGGGGAACACACUCGCUGCAGCCCCGCCUGGGCCACGGCACCCUCGAGCGUCAGCCCCGCGCCCCACCCGGGAGCAGCGAGCCACCGGCGCGCUCCCCAGGAGCCCCUGCGGGCGCCGGCCCUGGUCCAGCGCCUCCCUCUCUCAGCAUGGACGAGGAGAGCCUGGAGUCGGCCUUGCAGACCUACCGUGCGCAGCUGCAGCAAGUGGAGCUGGCCUUGGGCGCCGGCCUGGAUUCGUCUGAGCAGGCUGACCUGCGCCAGCUGCAGGGGGACCUGAAGGAGCUCAUCGAGCUCACCGAGGCCAGCCUGGUGUCUGUCAGGAAGAGCAGGUUGUUGGCCGCGCUGGACGAAGAGCGCCCGGGCCGCCAGGAAGAUGCUGAGUACCAGGCUUUCCGGGAGGCCAUCACUGAGGCGGUGGAGGCACCAGCAGCGGCCCGUGGGUCUGGAUCAGAGACCGUUCCUAAAGCAGAGGCGGGGCCAGAAUCUGCGGCAGGUGGGCAGGAGGAGGAAGAGGGAGAGGACGAGGAAGAGCUGAGUGGGACAAAGGUGAGCGCGCCCUACUACAGCUCCUGGGGCACUCUGGAGUAUCACAACGCCAUGGUGGUGGGAACGGAAGAGGCGGAGGAUGGCUCGGCGGGUGUCCGUGUGCUUUACCUGUACCCCACUCACAAGUCUCUGAAGCCGUGCCCGUUCUUCCUGGAGGGAAAGUGCCGCUUUAAGGAGAACUGCAGGUUCUCCCAUGGGCAGGUGGUCUCUCUGGAUGAGCUGCGCCCCUUCCAGGACCCAGACCUGAGCUCCCUGCAGGCUGGCUCUUCGUGUCUGGCCAAGCACCAGGAUGGCCUCUGGCACGCAGCACGCAUCACCGAUGUGGACAACGGCUACUACACAGUCAAGUUUGACUCGCUGCUGCUGAGGGAGGCCGUGGUGGAGGGGGACGGCAUCCUGCCCCCACUGCGCACAGAGGCCACAGAGUCCGACUCAGACAGCGACGGUACGGGUGACUCCAGCUAUGCCAGAGUGGUGGGGUCGGACGCUGUGGACUCUGCACAGUCUUCUGCCUUCUGUCCGUCUCUUGCAGUGGUGGGGUCGGACGCCGUGGACUCUGCACAGUCCUCUGCCCUCUGUCCGUCUCUUGUAGUGGUGGGGUCGGAUGCUGUGGACUCUGGGACCUGCAGCUCUGCCUUUGCUGGCUGGGAGGUGCACACACGAGGUAUAGGCUCCAGACUCCUCACCAAGAUGGGCUAUGAGUUUGGCAAGGGUUUGGGCCGACACGCGGAAGGCCGGGUGGAGCCCAUCCAUGCUGUGGUGUUGCCUCGAGGGAAGUCGCUGGACCAGUGUGUGGAGACCCUGCAGAAGCAGACCAGGGUUGGCAAGGCUGGCACCAACAAGCCCCCCAGGUGCCGGGGAAGAGGGGCCAGGCCUGGGGGCCGCCCAGCCCCUCGGAAUGUGUUUGACUUCCUCAAUGAAAAGCUGCAAGGCCAGGCUCCUGGGGCCCUAGAGGCCGGGGCGGCCCCAGCGGGGAGGAGGAGCAAGGACAUGUACCGUGCCAGCAAGAGUGCCAAGCGGGCCCUGAGCCUGCGGCUCUUCCAGACCGAGGAGAAGAUCGAGCGAACCCAGCGGGACAUCAGGAGCAUCCAGGAGGCUCUCGCCCGCAACGCUGGCCGGCAUAGUGUGGCGUCAGCCCAGCUGCAGGAGAAGCUGGCAGGAGCCCAGCGCCAGCUGGGGCAGCUCCGGGCUCAGGAAGCUGGCCUGCAGCAGGAGCAGAGGAAGGCAGACACCCACAAGAAGAUGACUGAGUUCUAGAGACCCCACAAGCACUAUGGACGAAGCGUGGGACCCCAGCACGGGCUGCCCUCAGGAAGACCAGUGUUGCCCGGGGAGGGGCCGGCCUGCUGGCCUGGGGCGUGCGGACACUGCUGAGUGGAGACAGAGCUGUGGGGUCCCAUCUGGACACUUACUUGCCCACCUGCCAGUGUCUUGGGCAUUUCCUUGGCAAGGACAUUAAAGUGAUUUCAUCACAGUGUCA